AUGCGUCCAAUCCUAAAAUACGAGAACUAUACAAUCGCUUGGAUCUGUGCGCUCAAAAUCGAAGUAUUGGCAGCUCUCGCCAUGCUCGACGAGAGACAUGAUGGCGUGUUUUUAAGCAAGUAUGGGGAUGAAAAUCAUUAUAUCCCAGGUACUAUUGGAAGGCACAAUGUAAUAAUAGUGGCGCUGCCAAAGAAGACAACCGGGACAGUCUCGGCUGCGAUUCUUGUUGGGAGCCUCAAAGCCAACUUCCGCAAUAUUCGGUAUGGGCUAAUGGUCGGCAUUGGGGCUGGUGUCCCAGGGCGGAACUUGAAGCCUGACAUUCGACUAGGGGACGUCAUUGUUGCUGCACCAGGAGAUGGGUGCAGUAAUGCUCAAGGAGUACUCGCGUAUGAGCUGGGGAAGGAAUCUGCGGACGGUUUUGUCAACAUUGGAUGGAUUCAACCCACAGAUCGCCGCCUGCGGAGUGCUAUAGAGGCACUUGAGACUGAAGCUGAGUAUAUAGGUCACGACUUACUUGGGCCUUAUCUCGCGCGCUUUCGCGAAAACCCAGGGAGCACGAGGUUCCUUCACCCUGGCCCUGAUAAUGAUCAUCUAUAUGAAGCCCAGAAAUCAGGAAAGCCUGGGGCGGAAAUGUACCAAGUGAUUAGACGCGGUCCUCGACAGUUCGAGGGGCCCGCUAUUCACUAUGGUCUCGUUGCCUCGGGUAACAAGGUGAUCAAAAAUGCAAGCUUGAGAGACUCUAUGCGGGAUAAAUACAACAUCAUAUGUUUUGAGAUGGAAGCAGCUGGCCUCCUGGAUACCCUACCCGUCGCAGUUAUAAGGGGUGUUUCGGACUACGCCGAUUCUCACAAGAACGAUACCUGGCAUGAAUAUGCGGCAUCAACAGCAGCUGCGUAUGCACGGUGCCUCCUCGAUUAUAUUGGUACUCUGCAGGAAGAUGUUCGCAGUAUCCCGAGCGAAAUUGUGCCAUUCGGAAGAAACGGGAGAUUCGUCGGUCGAGAGGCUGAGCUUGAUACACUCAUCGCAAAGCUCAUCACGAAUAAUACCGAAGAGGACUGCCAGCGUGUGUCAAUCUUUGGGCUAGGAGGGAUUGGCAAGACUCAGAUUGCUAUUGAGCUUGCCUAUAAGGUACGAAAGGUGUCAGUAUCUCACUCUGUGUUCUGGGUCUCAGCUGUGACCGCUGAGAUGUUCAAGGAGGGCUUUCGACAUAUUGGCGAGGUGCUCAAAAUUCCAGGUAUAGAAGAGAAGGAUGCAGAAAUUCAUACCCUUGUUAGAGCUGCGUUAAGCAAGGAGGACCUCGGGAGAUGGGUACUGAUAAUCGACAAUGCCGAUGAUGUUGAAAUGCUGUAUAGGAACUCUUACGAAAAUUACGGCGAGGCACCGGUUACUCUAAUCGAGUAUCUACCUUUCAGUCGCUUGGGGUCCAUCGUCAUUACGACGCGCAACAUUGAAGCAGCCAUAAACCACAGCGGCGUGGACAGAGUUGAGGUCAGCAACCUUAGCCCUGAGGAUGCUACAGAGCUGUUGAGGUCGAACAUCGGCGAUAUCAGUAUUACAGCUGAGAUGGAGAGCAUGCCCGAGCUGCUUGGCGUUUUGGAAUACCUCCCGCUCGCCAUCAUGCAAGCCGCUGCUUAUCUUUGCGCAAAACAGAUGAGUAUCACCAGAUACCUACAAAUAUACAGGAACAAUGCCGAGGCCUUGUUCGAGAUACUGGAUAGAAAUAUCGAGGAUACUCGAAGAUACAGAACUCUUAGCAAACCUGUAGCGACUACCUGGUUUAUCUCGUUUGAGAACAUUGCUCGUGACGACCAGCUUGCCGCGGACUAUUUGUGUUUCAUGUCUUGUGUCCAUCGGCAGAAUAUCCCGGGUUCUCUUCUACCUAGCGCACCUCUACUCGAAGCCGCCAACUCUAUAGGUACGUUGAAAGCGUAUGCGUUGAUUACUGAACGCUCAGGGGGGGACUGCUUCGAUGUCCACAGUCUAGUGCAUCUGUCCGUGCAAAAAUGGCUGGCGGCCAGGGGGAAAUUUUACGAAUGGAGAAGAAAGGUGUUGAACAGAAUUGCAGAGGUCUUUCCAACCGGUGAACAAGAAAAUAGAGAUCUGUGGAACCUGUAUUUGCCACAUGCGCGCCACAUCCUCGCCUCGGUGGAGCUACACACCCUGACGGAUCAGGCCGGAAGAACGCUACUCUACAACAUGGGGUGGUGUCUUGAGAGCGGUGGAUGGUACAAGGAGGCUGAGGUGAUCUGUAGAAAAAGCAUUCAAGCAACUGAACGCGCGCUAGGUCCAAAUCACCUUGAGACACUCAAGUCGAUGAGCAAGCUUGGUCAGGUAUUGGACGCAAUAGACGAAGAAAAAGAAGCAGAAACAACAUUUCGCCAUGUUCUCAAGAAGAGAGAGUCCAUAAUUGGCCCCGAACAUCCGGAUACCCUAUAUGCUGCUCUGAAUCUAGUCCAGCUGCUGCGGGCUCAAGGACGCAUUAAAGAAGCCUACGAGAUGAACGAUAGAGCGUUGAAGGGUAUGAACAAGACUUUAGGUCCUGAUCAUCCUGGCACUCUGGCGUGCUUCUCAAACCUCGCCCAAAUACUGCAAUCUCAAGGCCAUUUUGACGCAGCCAAAGAUUUGAACGAGCGGACUCUAGCAACCAGGGAACGAACCCUAGGUCCAACACAUCAAGAUACCCUAACUAGUAUCAAUAAUCUGGCCCUAGUGUUGGACAACAAAAAAGACCACAAGGCAGCCGAGGUCAUGUUCCGGAGGGUCUGGGAAAAAUCUGAAGCUAUCUUCGGCCCGGAGCACCCACUCACACUUACCGCUAUAAACAAUGUCGCCAUGAUGUUGAACCGUCAAGGACAGAACGCGGAGGUGACAAAGAUGUUACAAGGGGUUCUAGAAAUUCAUCAGAAGCUCUUUGGCCCCGAACACGGCAGCACGCUGGUUACCAUGCAUAACUUAGCCUACGUUUCCCAUGCACAGGGUAAUUAUGCUGCUGCAGAGCAAUUGUAUCAGGAGGUACUCUCAAAGCGAGAAGAGCUACUAGGAUCAGAGCACUGUGAUACCCUCACAAGCCUGUCUGGCCUAGCUCAGGUACGCCAAUCUCAAAGGCGAUAUGAUGAGGCUGAAGACAUGCUCACAAGGGCAUUUGAGGGAAGGGAAAGAACACUAGGGCUCGAAAACCCAGACACAUUGAUGAGUGCGCGUGAGUUACAUCUACUCCGAGAGCUCCGUCAACAGCAAUAA
Messenger RNA from Aspergillus versicolor CBS 583.65, 3240 nucleotides. RefSeq lists its product as uncharacterized. Gene Ontology annotation, molecular function: protein binding; ADP binding; catalytic activity. Bases 1 to 3240 code for a protein of 1079 amino acids. The transcript is spliced from 2 exons. The record is from RefSeq and is a predicted model, not a curated record. Lineage: Eukaryota; Fungi; Ascomycota; Eurotiomycetes; Eurotiales; Aspergillaceae. Gene Ontology annotation, biological process: nucleoside metabolic process.